AUGUUUAUCAUUCUCAUGAGAAAUGAAACUCUUGAAACCAAACCAACGGUUGAACCCGAGGAACAUAUUACGAAAAAGUAUAUCACGCUCAGCUGGGCACGAAUUCAAAAACGUAAUUUGGGCGUUGAGAGCAUGACGAAUGAAGUUGAGUUGAAUGGUAAUGGUAAUGGUAAUGGUAAUAGUAAUGGUAAUAGUAAUGGUUAUGGUGACAGCGGUAACAAGAGAAAGAGUGAGUGCGUGAGUGCGUGA
This is a messenger RNA of Botrytis fragariae, 249 nucleotides long. RefSeq lists its product as uncharacterized. The transcript has a single exon. NCBI's taxonomy places the organism in Eukaryota, Fungi, Ascomycota, Leotiomycetes, Helotiales, Sclerotiniaceae. The record is from RefSeq and is a predicted model, not a curated record. Bases 1 to 249 code for a protein of 82 amino acids.